AUGGUUCAUCCACUUGCUUUGCUGGAUGAAGCACUUGAUGAUGAUCUUGAGAAUGAUAUCAUAGACUUCUUAGCUCGAUGUCAGGAUAAAGAUGGUGGAUAUAGUGGUGGACCUGGACAGUUGCCUCACCUAGCUACGACUUAUGCUGCCGUAAAUACACUUGUGACAAUAGGGAGUGAAAGAGCACUGUCAUCAAUCAAUAGGGACAACCUGUACAAGUUUAUGUUUCGGAUGAAAGAUGUAUCAGGUGCUUUCAGAAUGCAUGAUGGUGGUGAAAUUGAUGUCCGUGCUUCCUACACCACUAUAUCGGUUGCCAGCCUUGUGAAUAUUCUUGAUGUUGAACUGGCAAAAGGCGUUGGUGACUUCAUAGCAAGUUGUCAAACUUAUGAAGGUGGUAUUGCUGGGGAGCCUUAUGCUGAAGCACGUGGUGGCCACUUUAUUGUCCCUGAGCUUGGCCCAAGCACCAAGUUCACAUACGCUUCACACAAGGCUGUCUCUGAGUACAAGGAGGCAAAAGCGCUCGGCAUUGAUACAGUCCCGGUGCUUGUUGGACUAGUCUCAUACUUGCUCCUCUCUAAGCCUGCCAACGGUGUGGAGAAAUCUUUCUCUCUUCUUUCACUUCUUGGUAGCAUUCUUCCCAUCUACAAGGAGGUUGUUUCUGAAUUGAAGGCAGCUGGUGCCUCAUGGAUUUAG
Miscanthus lutarioriparius is the source of this 693-nucleotide messenger RNA. Lineage: Eukaryota; Viridiplantae; Streptophyta; Magnoliopsida; Poales; Poaceae. The record is from the annotation of a GenBank genome assembly.